Molecule: messenger RNA, 2233 nt
Organism: Cucurbitaria berberidis CBS 394.84
Lineage: Eukaryota; Fungi; Ascomycota; Dothideomycetes; Pleosporales; Cucurbitariaceae
Product: carbohydrate-binding module family 18
Exons: 1
Coding region: 366-2156 (596 amino acids)
Molecular function (GO): FAD binding; oxidoreductase activity; chitin binding
Source: RefSeq, a predicted model, not a curated record
GCCAGGAGCGUGGAGGCCACAUGCUGGAGUUAGCGUCGACUUGGUAGGUUUCUCGUCGGGAGCAUCUGGUCGAUGAUGCAGGUACGGAGCGGGGAGCUGAAGGCGCUGGGGGAGUUUAAAUCAUCUUGUUCCCGCACAUCGUAAGUCUUUGUUUUGUAGGAACCUCAGCUGUACUGUCUGUCGCUAUUUCGACCCAUCUUUCGUUUCGAAAUCCAGUUUUCCUACCAUACGGUCGUUGUUCCGUUUCGACAUAGCGAGGUCUACGUCCGUGGAACGCUACCGGACUUUUUUGUUUGCUAAGGACCUGGACCUUUGGAUUUAAGGCAGUCGACAGCCCCGGAAUAUUUGGAACGUAUUACUCCGCGAUGAAGUUCCUUGUCUCCUUUACGGCGGGCCUCCUCUCCGUCGGCCUCGCCCACGCAUCGCCUGCUGCCCCGUUAGCAAAGAGAGCGAUAUCUUCAGAUGGAACUUGCGCCGGCACAAAAGGUUACACUUGCCAGGGCUCGUCAUAUGGCAACUGUUGCUCCCAGUACGGCUGGUGCGGAUCGACUACUGGACACUGUGGAACUGGCUGCAACUCAGCCUUCGGUUCGUGUACCAGCAGCGGUACUACCUCCAAGCCUGUUUCCACUUCAAAGCCAGCUUCAGCUUCAUCUUCAGCGCCUGUCUCGACAACGAAGGCAUCCACUGUACAGUCGAGCAGCACUACCAAAUCGGCCUCUGCAUCUCCUUCAGCGACACCUUCUGGCUCUGUCCUACAAUGUCUGAACGGAAAAAACGUCCCAUACAAGAUGACCUCCGAUUCCGCCUACGCUGAGCUUGUCGAGCCGUACAAUCUACGUCUUCCUUACAAGCCCGCCGUCGUUGUCCUCCCGAACACCAAUCAACACGUCCAGGAUGCUGUGGUUUGUGCUGGUCAAUCUAAACUCAAGGUGCAAGCGAAGUCAGGUGGUCAUUCGUAUGCCAGCUUCAGCUCUGGUGGUAAGGACGGCUCCAUGAUGAUCGACCUUCAGCCCAUGCAGACGAUCCAACUUGACCAAGGUACUCGUGUCGCCACAGUAGGAGGAGGUGUCCGUCUGGGCAAUCUCGCUGAUGGAAUUUUCAACCAAGGCAAUGCUGCUCUGUCACACGGAACCUGUCCUGGUGUUGGUAUUGGUGGCCAUUUUACCCAUGGAGGCUACAGUCAUACCUCGCGCAACUGGGGGCUUGCCAUGGAUCAGAUCAUUGCUGCUGAUGUCGUCCUCGCGAAUGGCACUCUCGUCAAGGCUACUUCCAGCCAAAACCCCGAUAUCUUUUGGGCUAUCAGGGGAGCAGCCGACUCGUUCGGUAUCGUCACAACUUUUUACCUGCAGACCCGCGCCGCGCCAGCUAGUAUCACCUACUUUCAGUUCAACCUAAACGGUGUCUUGAACUCCAAGAGUGUCUUCACCAACACGUUCCUUCACCUCCAGGACGUCGCGAAGAAUGCCUCGGUGGUCGAUAACAAGAUCUCUUUCGGCGUGUACCUGGAUAAUAGCGGCACGUACAGUCUUAGCGGCGCGUAUUUCGGCACCGUAGCUGAAUUCACCGCGAAGGUGAAGACUGAACUGCUGCGUACUCUCCCAAGCGCCUCAGUUAACGUGGUGCAAUCGAUGAGCUGGUAUGACUACCUUGUGAAGGUGUCGGACAAGACUGCUAUCAAGGAGCCCCUAACCGGCUACGACGAGCACGACACCUUCUUCGCAAAGUCGGUUACGGUCCCUGAACCAGAUGGUCUUGUGGCCAAGACUGUCAACGCUCUAUACGAUUACCUGAAAACGAAUGGCGACGUUGAGUACUUUGUCAUCAUCAACCUCUAUGGCGGCCCAGGAUCCGCGAUCAAUUCAAAGGACACCACUUUUGCUGCUUACAGCGAGCGCAACAGCCUCUGGGUCCUCCAAAACUACGGCUACGGGGCCGAGUCGGUCGACUUCAUCAACGGUAUCAACAACGCCAUCAUCACCGCCCAGCCGCAGACGACGUUUGGCGCAUACUUGAACUACGUGGACCCGAGCUAUGAUGCUGCGACGGCACACAGGCUCUACUAUGGGACUGCGGUGUACUCGAGGCUCGCGGCGCUGAAGCAGCAGGUUGAUCCUCAGUCGGUGUUCUGGCAUCCGCAGGCGAUUGGGGCUUAGAUGAUGUGAUGACACUUUAAUGACUUGACUUGAAUAUACAGCAUUUUCGGUUCGGUGUUUGGCGUUUGACGGUGGGG